AGAAAGAAGAGGAAAGGCAACAACAGCGGGGUUGUUGAUUAAAGAUUAACAACGUUAUCGCUAUAGAAACGAAUAGUAAGCGAGAGAAACGUAGGGAAUGCGGGAAAGUAAAAUGUAGUUAGAAGAAAAUUAAGUUUCUGCAAUUUUGGUUAGCGGUAAGCUAAGUGUACAAAGUUGGGUCGUGGUAAGUUGAGAGUCAGUCAGUGCGAGUUUGUUAGAGGAGAUGUGUGUAAAAAUGCCGUUACUAAAUAAUGGCGCUCAGCUGACGGUUUAGAUUGCGCCGAGAAGGACCGAGUUAGUUCAUCUUUGGUUGGAAUAUUGUUUUUGUUUUAAUUAAACGUGGCCGGAUAAAGAUGAAGUUGUCGGAUAGGAACGUGGUUCGUUUGGCCGUGGUGCAGCACAUUCGCGCUUUUUUCGGAAUUAAGUUGAAGAACUGGAACAAGAAGAGCAGAGCGAGCAGCAGGUCCGCCGCGGAGCAGCAGCAGCAGCACCUGGUCAAAGUCUUUGGAGUGCCUCUUGAGAACUUAGAGCACUGCACUACUGCUGAAUAUGGCACUGUACCCUGCUUUCUGGUGGAUGCCUGCACAAGUCUUAAGGAACAUAUCCACACAGAGGGCUUGUUCAGAAAGUCAGGUUCUGUCAUUCGUCUAAAAGCCUUGAGGGCAAAACUGGACCAGGGUGAAGACUGCAUUUCCAGUGCCCUCCCUUGUGACUUGGCAGGCCUCUUGAAGCAGUUCUUCCGUGACCUGCCAGAUCCGAUCCUGCCCACUGAGCUGCAGGAAGCCAUGCUCAAAGCCCAGCAGCUGCCUGCUGCAGAAGACAGGGCCUCUGCCCUGCAGCUACUAUCCUGUGUACUGCCUGAUAGAAAUUCCCACACGCUGCGCUACUUUUUCAACUUUCUUAAAGAUGUUUCCCAGAGGUGUGAGGAGAACAAGAUGGACAGCAGUAACCUGUCAGUGAUUUUUGCGCCCAAUCUGCUGCACAACGAGGGCACAGAGAAGAUGAGUGCCAGUACAGAGAGACGCCUGAAGCUACAGGCUGCUGUUGUGCAUUUCUACAUUGAGAAUGCUCAGGAAUUUGGUGUAGUGCCACAGUUUAUCCUAGAGAAGAUCCCAGGUAUGGUGGGUUGUGAGAUGGACCUAGUCUCUCCCCUUCCAUGCACAGUGGAGGAUGGGGAGACGGACUCUGGUGUAAAGAAGAGACAAAGACGUAGUCUUGGAGAUGUGGUUAAUGGGGCGCUACAUAAGCUAAAAAGUAAUAGAACACCCACAAAUACACCGCACUCUGACGGAUAUGUAUUUUCAUCAGCUACACCUGUGAUGCUGACCCCAAAUGCAAAGCGAAAACUUCCACCAGAGUCUGGCCACAGUUACGGGUUCUCAAACAAGAAAAAGAAGUCCAUCAAAAAGAACCUCGGUCUGGAACUGUUGCCCAACAGUCUCUUCAGCAGCAGCUCUACUCCAGGAUCAGGCUGCCUUGAUUCUAGCCCCUGCAUCUCUCUAGACUCUUCCCAGAAUGCCUCAGUGGGAAGGACCAGGAGGCCAUCUGCUACCUCUGCAAGGAGAAAGAGCAAGAGAAUGAGUGGAAAACAUGUUUGCAGAGUGGAAUCGGGGAAGGCUGGCUGCUUCUCCCCCAAAGUGACCAAGAAGGAUGCUGUACGCAAGUCUUUGCGUCUCCGCUUCAGUCUGGGAAAGAGCAGCAGAGAUCCUAAUGUCAUUUCACAUUCACUACUGGGGCCCAAAGGAUCAGAGGCCAUAGGCUGGAGACUUGCUACUCAAGAUAUCACAACCAGUUUUGUGUUCUCCAAAGAGACACCAUUUAGUCCUGCUGUUUUACGAGACAAGAAUGCCUCCAAUCGACCCAAGCACAUCAGCAAGUCUGAAGACAACCUCUUAACCCCUCAAUGUGAUAGUGCAGCUCACCAGACAUCCUGGAAUGGUGCACGUCCCAAUGGAACCAAGCCUUUUGGUAGCGAUGCCUACUUAGGCACCCCUGUUGGCAUGUCCUUCAAAAACAAUUACUUUUCUGAGCCCACCCUAGGCCCAGGCAAGCUCCCCAAUGCUGGUAAUACUCCCAAGCAUCUUUGCUGUGUAACCAGUGCUGAAAGCCUGCACAGUGACAGUUCCAUCAUAGAGGACAGCACUCUCACUGGCUCCACUCUCCUCAAGGUCAAGAAUGCUUUUGCAGAGUCCAGCAGCAAUCUGUGCUUAAUCAUUAAGGACCACAGUGCCCCCACUGCAAAGGAAAUGAGAUCAGAGGUGAUUGACACUGUGCUUUUGCAGGAGAGCCCUUUAAAACCAGAGGUCAAACAGAUUUUCAAGAGUCCAAGCCAGAGGGAGAGCCAAAUUCAUGACCAAAAUAUUACACUUAAUCAGUUGGAAAUUACACCCUUGACUCCACUACACAUAGACUCUGCAUUAUUUGAGGUCCAACCAUUAGCUGAUUCUUCUGAGGAGGAAGACAUUUUACUCCAGAGUGGAAAUGAAGCAGUAGCUUGCAUGCCUGAUCAGCUGAACUGCAGUAGGUUGGUUGAGGCCCUUGACAUUGGCAGUCCCCUGCCAUUUAAACAAACCAUGUCCAUUAAUGUGCAGUCUAAGCAGUCUACCCCUUGCAGAUCAAACCUUCAGGUCUCCGAGCAGUUGGGGCAGAUGGGAAAAGCAGCAAAGUCACCUGCACCUAAGGCCCAUCUGUCAAAUUCUUCAAACGUCUUAGGUACCUUAGAAUCUCGUCUGCGAGUGGCUGACCACAUCAAAUGGUUCAACACCCUCACUUUGGACUCCCCCAAGACCAAAGCUGUCCGUUCCCCUCUCAAGUUCCAGCGCAUCCCGGUCAGACAGUCUGUUAGGAGAAUCAACUCCCUGCUGGCCAGUAAGGCUUCAGGAGGUCCUACCAAGCCUGCAAGUCCAAUUGUGAAGUCACUCAGUCUUGAGACCGGGCUGUUGGCUGCUGGAGCGGGACCGAUGGUUACCUGCCUUGAAAAUGAGGCCAAAGGGCCACGUGAAGUUGCUCCCAGAAGAUUUGGCAGCACUAGUCAGCAGGUUAGGCACUGCGUGCUUGAUGAUGUGACCAACAAGGUGCAUCAGAAGAUGAAAGGUGAUCCAUCUCUAACAGGCAAGGGCAAUACCACAUCAUACGUAGGGAUCUCUGAAAAAUUACUCUUGCGUCAAGCGUCAGCAAAGGACACGUGCCACUACAAAGGCUCGCCCAAGAACCCUCUCGCAGAGUGUCGUCUGCUCUCAGCCAUGAAACCCAUUGACCUCUACGCAGAUAAAUUUCCCCAAUGGCGGGUGGUAACGGGAGCGAGGGACGCGCGCUCCUGCUCGCUGCCUUGGCAACCGCGCGUGCAUCAUUACCUCUGCUUCUGCGAGCCCGGCGUCGCCGCGCGACAGAAUAUCGCCUCCGCUUCCUACUCGCAUCAGCAUUUCAUGGCCGUGUUGGCGAUGGGCUCCACGCUCGUGCUGCGCGCGCUCCUGUGCUGCACCGUGCUCGCGGCCGGCCGCAGCGCCCGCGCGCUCGACCAAGUGUCGGAGGCGGAUCUGCAGCGCGUGCUGCAUGGCAUCAUCGAGCAGCUGGGCAUCGCGCGCCCCCGGGUGGAGUACCCCGCGCACCAGGCCACCAACAUCGUGGGACCGCAGAGUAUCCAAGGUGGUGCUCACGAGGGUCUCCAGCACCUGGGACCUUAUGGGAACAUACCCAACAUAGUUGCUGAGCUGACAGGAGACAAUGUGCCCAAGGACUUUAGUGAGGAUGAGGGCUACCCAGACCCUCCCAACCCCUGUCCUCUGGGAAAGACAGCAGAUGGAUGUAUUGAGAACUUCCCAAACACGGCCAAGUUCAACAGGGAGUUCCAGCAGCAGCAGCGCUUAUUCAACCCAGAGCACAACUACCCAAGUCUGUCCAAAUGGAACAAGGAGCUGUUGUUUGAAAAACUCAAGGGUGGAACUAAGAGAAGAAAGAGGAGCACCAAUCCCUAUUUAAUGGGUCAGAGGCUGGACAAUGUAGUGGCCAAGAAAUCGGCACCCCAUUUCUCAGAGGAGGAGAAGGAGGAGGAACCUACUGCCAGCGCUACGAAGAACUGAAGCUAGGCUGCAUGGCUGGACAUCAAGAGAUCUUCAUCAUGGUUAAAUAACUGACUAAAAUGGGAGACAGAUGGGGUGACAAUUUAAUUCAAAUGCAUCUUAAAUACAAGCUAUCUGUGUAUAUUGGUUGUGAUAAUCAAAGGGUAAAUAUUCAUGACAUGAAUUUCAGUUUUUGGGAAAAUAAGGGAGAGGAUCAAAAAAGUAAUAGUUUUUGGAUGUAAUGUUCAUGUUUUAUAUGACUGUUUCCUUGGCUCUUGGAUCCACUACCAGCCUCCAGAUUUCUGAUAUAAACUGGUAAUGGAAACAAGCUUCUCCAGGCAACGUGCUGUUUUUAGAUACUUUCCCACCCAAAAUCUCAUAGUCUUGUGCGCUCUGUUGCUUAAUUUUGUGUUCACUCUGGUAUGUCUGUGUGCACUGUAGCUUGUACUGAGUACAAAGACUAAUAAAUUUCAUGUUGUGCA
Scleropages formosus (Asian bonytongue) is the source of this 4540-nucleotide messenger RNA. RefSeq names its product Rho GTPase activating protein 11A (gene arhgap11a). NCBI's taxonomy places the organism in Eukaryota, Metazoa, Chordata, Actinopteri, Osteoglossiformes, Osteoglossidae. The transcript is spliced from 18 exons. The coding region runs from base 354 to 4079 and encodes 1241 amino acids. The record is from RefSeq and is a predicted model, not a curated record. Gene Ontology annotation, molecular function: GTPase activator activity. Gene Ontology annotation, cellular component: secretory granule. Gene Ontology annotation, biological process: neuropeptide signaling pathway.